Haliotis rubra (blacklip abalone) is the source of this 2535-nucleotide messenger RNA. RefSeq names its product E3 ubiquitin-protein ligase TRIM71-like. Bases 223 to 2214 code for a protein of 663 amino acids. NCBI's taxonomy places the organism in Eukaryota, Metazoa, Mollusca, Gastropoda, Lepetellida, Haliotidae. The record is from RefSeq and is a predicted model, not a curated record. The transcript is spliced from 3 exons. Gene Ontology annotation, molecular function: protein binding; zinc ion binding.
GAACCCGACCUCUGGCAUGACGGCCAGAGAAUGUUUUGAAAUCAGUUUGUAUGAUCCUAUAAUCGAAAGACACGACACGCAGAAUGAAAGAGGUGCGAAGAAACUGUGUGUGCGUUAUCGUGUUAUUCCCGUGAUGCCUCCGACCCCUGUCACUAAUCAGCAGAUAUUCGUCACGUGGUACAAUCUCUAUCUACAUCACCUGUAUGGAACGAGCACGUGAAGAUGGCGACGUCUCAGAAACUGGAGGAACAUUUUUUCACAUGCACCAUAUGUACAGAAGUAUUUGACAAUCCGUGCACCCUUGUCUGUUAUCACACAUUCUGUCGGAAAUGUGUCGUCAACUACACCAAAACCAAACCACAAGCUAUCAAUGCCAAGUCUCUGCUGUGUCCUGUCUGCAGCAAGAUGACGAAAGUGAGUGCCACCGAGAGACCAAUAGAUGAGUGGGCGGAUGACGUCAAACCGAGCUUUGUCAUCCAAGGACUGCUAGACUCAUUUGGCCCUGGAUGUAAAGAUAAAAAGAACUGCACGUGCUGUCAUCGCGAAGGGGAGACAACUCCAGCGACUGUGUGGUGCUCGGUAUGCGAUGACGCCCUGUGUGAUGUAUGUGCUAGGGUGCACAGUCGCAUCUCAUCCACUCGUCAUCACGAUACAACUGCCCUGACUAGUGAGGCCAUUAUCCCCAGGAAACGAAACAUCAAGUGUAAAGAGCACAAGGAUGAAAACAUCAAAUUCCUGUGCAAAGAUUGCAAGAAAGUCACCUGUCACACCUGUUGUGUUAUCUAUCACCGGAAAUGUGAGUCAGUCGUCACACUGGAGUCGGAAUUACCUGCAUUAAAGUCUCAGCUGUUGAAUAAGAAGGAAACUAUUUUGGAGAAGCAAAUCCAAAUGGAAGCAAAAGUUGAUGCUGUUAAAGUGAACGUCGUUUCUGAAAAAGAACGAUAUGCAAGAAUGGAACAUGACAUCAAGUCUUUUGGUAGCAACGCGAGAGGGAAGAUAACUCUCAUGGAAAUUAAACUUCUAGAUGAACUGAAAGAAGUUUCUGAAAAGCACUUUGAACAACUGACUGCCGACCUAAAGUCGAGUGAAAUAUCAGUACAGAUGUACCGACAACAGACUGAGCUGAUAGACCAGAUUCUACAAUCCGAGUGUGACAUGGACGUGUAUGAGAUGUAUCAGGGAUGUGAGGCCGGUGAUGUGGAUGCUAUCGGAGACGUAGACUUGAAGAAGAGGAGGAGAAUAGCCAGGAUCAUGUUCAAACAGAACGAAGACAUGCUGAGUAGAGCUCUGGACGAUCUACAGCUGGGGGAGAUAGAUGUCCAGUAUGACGGUAUGGUGAACUUGGAGGCAACACCUGUAUCUCAAGACACCAGUAACGUGCUGGACCUGAAGGCUGCUCCUGUGUUACAGGACACCAUUAGCGUUAAGGUAGCAGGAGAUCAGAUUAAUGUAUACCCUGCUGACGUAACAGUGUUGACGGUGAAUGGUACAGACACAGUGGUUGUAACAGACUGCAACAACAAGAGUGUGAAAUCCUUCUACACCAAGAACAAACAGCGACAUCACAGCAAGCUCCAACUGGGAAGUAGACCGUGGGGUAUAUCAAGGCUGAAACACAACCAGGUGGCUGUCACUGUGAUGCAUAACAGGCAGAUUGUAACAGUUGAAGUGAACCCUGACCUGAUGCUGCUGUCGACAAUCACGACCAGCAAACAGUACUGGGGUAUAACGUCUCUGACACCAUCAACAUUAGCAGCAGGUUCUGAUAGAUGUGUGGAUAUUCUGGACAUGAGAGGAAACGUCAUAAAGUCGAUGAACGCUGUAGGUAGCGGAAAGGAAAUCAUACAUACUCCUGGGUUUCUUUGUACAACAAGAACAGGAAACAUCCUUGUGUCGGAUGGCGGUUCGAAGCGUGUCCUGUGCCUGACAGCUGAAAGGGACGUUGUGUUCACUUACCCUACAACAGGACACACAACACUGGGAUAUCCACAUGGUAUCACAAGUACCAGCACUGGUGACAUCCUGGUUACUGACUUCACUCAACACACUGUUGUUCAUCUUACUGAGUCAGGGCAGUUUGUCAGAAACAUACUCACUGCAGAUGAUGGUGUCUCGUUACCUCGCGGUGUUUGUGUAGAUGGAUGUGGUCGUGUUUAUAUUUGUAAUUACCGUUCAGGUGAAAUCAAGGUAUUCAGUUUCAGUAACACAGUAUAGACCUUUGAUUCUUUCUUAAGUGAUCAUUGCAUCUGUAAGUAUUCCAAUUAACUACAUUUACAACGACCUCCUGACUGCAGAUUGACUGAAGUGGUGCUGACAAAUCAUCACAUGUAAUGUACUUUGUGUCUGAGUAUACCUAAUAUAUAGUGUGAAUGAGUAUUUCUGACUGUAUAGUGUAAAUGAGUAUAUCUCAUGUAUAGCGUGACUAAGUAUAUCUAAUAUACUGUGUGAGUAACUAUAUCUAUCUAAUAUACUGUGUCUGAGUACAUCUAAUGUACAGUGUGACUGAGUAUAUCUAAUAUACAGUGUGUCUCAGUA